AAAGCAUCUGUCAACGUCACUGGGUGCCCAACUAGAAGUUAAACUUGUUGCGCAUCUCCGUGGGAAUCGACAGGAGUCUUACCAAGAGGCGCAAUGGCAGGAGGAUCUCCAACUAGUAGCGCCCCAUACCAGCUGCCUGUGCUGGUCAUUGGGUCCGGUAGCACAGGACUUGCUCUUGCGCAGGGCCUGCGGAAAGCUAGCAUACCGUGCACUGUCUUCGAAAAGAAUGCCCACCAUCAUGGAGAAAGAGACUGGAACAUGGGCCUGCAUUGGGGUGCGCCUGUCCUGAAGAGUCUCAUGCCAGAUGGCCAGUUCGACGAGAAAGUGCAGAGCCUCCAGGUCGAUCCUUAUGUGCCUACCAAAGAGCUCGAUGAUCUGACCUGGCUAAAAGGUGACACUGGUGAGCGUCUUGCAACCAUCACAUUUGGUCCCUUCUACCGCUUGAGAAGGAGCAAGCUACGAGACCUCCUAUCCCAGGAUCUCGACAUUCAGUAUGGCAAACACCUCCAGAGAAUCACGUAUGCAGAGGGCAAGCAGUCCGUCACCGCGCACUUCACAGAUGGUAGCUCUGCCACUGGGUCGCUGUUGGUUGGCGCCGACGGUGCGCGGUCAACGACUCGAAGCCUGCUACUGGGUGCUGAGCUAGGCGCCAUAAAUCAUAUCCCAUAUUGCGCCACCUUCAUCCAGCAACGCUUCACUUCAGAACAGGCUCUCUUCCUGCGUUCCUUCCACCCUCUGUUCCUUGCCUCAGCGCACCCGAACAACACAUUCGCCUUCUUCGGCAUGCACGAUGCGCCAGACCCCAACGAUCCAUCGAGCUGGACGUUCUUCUUCUACGUGUCUUGGCGCUCAUCGCUAGAAGAGCAGGAUGCAACCAAGCACUGGACCGAUGCUCAGCGCGUUAAGCAGCAGAAAGAGCUAGCAAAGCACUUUUGCGACCCCUGGAAGAGCGCACUCGAGUGGACUCCGGACGACGCAAGUGCAUGGUAUCUUGGUCUGACAGACUGGGACCCCGGUGCUGAGGGGCAUUGCUGGGAUAACUACAAUGGGCUGGUAACGCUGGUGGGUGAUGCGUGUCACCCCAUGACUUAUCAGAGGGGCCAGGGUUUGAAUCAUAGUGUCACCGAUGCAGGGAAGCUGAGGGAUGCACUUGUAAAAAUUCAAGAAAACGGAGACCAAGCGGAGGUUAUGAGGGAGUUUGAGAAGGAGAUGAUCAAGCGGGGCGGCACAGAAGUCAGAGAUGGUACAGCGAACACUGGGAUGUUGCACGACUGGGAGAGAAUCAAGGAGAGUCCUUUAUUCAAGAAAGGGCUGAGGAAGACUUGAAGAAUUUUUUAGUCGUGAAGUGCAGUUGAUGCGGAGCGCCUGGCUCUUAGCUUGCAACCCUGACCAAAUUGGAAAAGCCCUUGCUCUGUCC
Didymella exigua CBS 183.55 is the source of this 1417-nucleotide messenger RNA. RefSeq names its product FAD/NAD(P)-binding domain-containing protein. Bases 94 to 1326 code for a protein of 410 amino acids. Lineage: Eukaryota; Fungi; Ascomycota; Dothideomycetes; Pleosporales; Didymellaceae. Gene Ontology annotation, molecular function: FAD binding. The transcript has 3 exons. The record is from RefSeq and is a predicted model, not a curated record.